AUGCCAGUCAUCUCACAAUUGCGUUCGCUCGGCGCCUCCGCAACUUCCGACUCGAGUCCUGGAUCAGAGCACACCACCAAGGGUAUUCCAUGGGCCGAUAUCCCCAAAACCUACCAGGACGCAGUGGCUAUUGUCAGAUUACUUGGUCUUCGGUACAUCUGGAUCGACUCUCUCUGCAUUGUGCAGGACAGUACAGAAGAUUGGGAGGCCGAGUCGGCUAAGAUGUGCCGUAUCUACUCGGGUGGUUUCUUGACAAUAUCCGCCUUGUCCUCACCAAACUGUGCUGCCGGAUUUCCAACCAUCACGUCAAAGAGUAUCACGGGCACGACUUCAGAAGGCAAACCGUACCAUUACUUUUGCCAUAGCGCCUGCCGUCAUCCGACGGACGUAAACACCCCCGAGGGCCAGUACAGUUCCAGGGACAACUACGACGUGACCGAUUGGCCACUGCUCACCCGCGCCUGGGUCUUCCAGGAGAGAACCCUCUCCCCUCGCGUCUUACACUUCGGUAAAGAUGAAAUGAUCUGGGAAUGUGAUGGGGAUUGCUGGUGUGAGUGCAAUGAAAGCAACGUACAGUCCUUCGCGCCCUCGCGUCAGCAGUUCAGGUCUGCUCUCCGGAGUGGUACUCCAGGCGUACCGUACAUCUGGAAACAAAUGGUAUCCGACUACUCAAGGCUAUCAAUAACGAAAGAAUCAGAUCGACUACCAGCGUUGUCGGGGUUGGCGCAGGCUAUUCGGGCGAAUAGUCCGUCAAGCGAAUACCUCGGAGGUCUGUGGAGGGAAACAUUGGAAAUGGAUCUCCUUUGGCAUUCUGUGUCUGUGACCAACAUGGGCCACCCAGUUAAGCAUGGCGGCGGAUGCGCUCCGUCUUGGUCGUGGGCUGAUCGAGCAGCUUAUGUUGAGUUCCCUCUCUGUUUUGUCGACUUUGGCAGCGGUAAAGAAGAGAGAUCCAUGGGUUUGCUCGAGCAAUGGUUCAAGGUUAUUGACGUCCGGUGUCAACCAGCCACAGCCGAUCCAACCGGCAAGUCUCAAGGCGGGCGAUUAACACUCGAGGUCGACAGGUUUGCUGCCAUCCUACGCCACAUCGGCGACAAGCAAUGCAAGCCGGAAACGACCUGGACGCUUUCAGAGAGCAAAAAAGGCCGUCGGUUCCGCAGUGUUGAGCUCUUCUGUGACAGUCCCAUGCACACCUUUUUGUAUAAGGCCUCGGAGGCUCGCAUUACUUGCGCUCGCCUGGCGCUUGUGGAGGUUCUGGGCCACGACGACGUGGCAAGGCGACGUGGGGUUGAAUACGUGCUUCUCUUGGUACCGUCAAAGAGGGAUCCUAGUGCGUAUGAGAGGGUUGGGAUGCUGUUGGUACAACGGUAUUUAGAUAUGAACGGUCAAAGGUACCAAAAUUUUGAAAGUCCUUUUGCGGGUGGUGGUCGAAGGGACAUUAUCCAUAUUGUGUAG
Scedosporium apiospermum is the source of this 1452-nucleotide messenger RNA. RefSeq lists its product as uncharacterized. The coding region runs from base 1 to 1452 and encodes 483 amino acids. The transcript is spliced from 2 exons. The record is from RefSeq and is a predicted model, not a curated record. NCBI's taxonomy places the organism in Eukaryota, Fungi, Ascomycota, Sordariomycetes, Microascales, Microascaceae.